AUGCAAUCCCAAUUUCGCAACAAUCAUCAAGGGCAUAACAUUGUUGCCAACUCUUCCUCUACUAUUAGGAAUCGAAGAAAUUCGUUGAAUCAAAACAAAACAGCAACAAAUAAUAACAACAGAAAAGCAAGUGAUGAUAUUGCGGAUUUUAAGGAACGAUUAUUACGAUAUCAAGGAAUUGUUCUUGAUGAACAACAACCAACAAGUUCAAAGGAGGUAACGGUCCAAUCAUCCCUAACUACGGAAACAUCAAGACCAACCGCUAAAGAAGCACUUAUUAAAGAGGCUCAACAGCUACUUACUGAGGAUAGUAUUAUCAUUUCGCCUUCAAAGUCCUUUUUGUAUAAUACAUCAAAGAUAUUCGAUGAUUCCAUGCUGUUGGAUGACACAGAGAUCAAUGAGAAACCAUCUCAUCAGCCCAAAGAGAGUCCCACUAUUGCUGAUAACAGCACUAGUCGAGUCCAAGAUCAAAAAUCAUCAACUACUCCUAAAUCUUUAAAUCAAACAACGAGUAGCAUGACACCAAUUAAGUUAGUUUCUCCUCGUAUUGUGGACACAAUCAUGGCACAACCUGAAAGAAAUCCUUUAGAAGUGGAACGACAAAAGCUGGUCGACGAAAGACUGGAGGAUGUGCAGGCUCAGAUUUCUAAAUUAGAAAAAGCAAUAUCAAUAUUAGAUCACAAAGAAAUGGAGGUGAAGAAUGAAAAAAGGGAGCAAUGUGAAGCAAUCAAAAACGUAAUCAAGGACGCUUCCUCAAAAUUAGAUGCAACCUUUUCAAAAAUAGGUGCACUUCAAAAAAAGCAGGAUAACGACUUGAAUUUUUUGUCAAAAGAACAAAAACAGUUGAAAGAGGUUCUGCAUCAAAUUGAUACCAAACGCUUCAAAAUGAUGAAAGAACUUGAAGGCUAUACAAAAAGUCACAAAGACACAACAUUUACCGAUUUUGACCACCUCUUUACUGAAAGGCAACAGAAUCUACAAGAAAUAGAACAACAAUUAAAUGGUGCUUUACAUGAACAAGAGACAUUAUUGAAAGAACUUGAAGACAUGGAGAUAGAAGAACAGGUAUGGUUGGGUCAAAUAGCUGAGAACGCAGCAAUUUUGGUAGGAAGCGCUCUUACAGAAGAACAACAACAAAAUUUAUUGACCUUGGUAAAGAGAGAGAAGGAAAUUAGUUUAAGGGUAGAACGACUAAAAGAAAAAUAUCCACACGAAAUAUUGUUGAUAGAUUUAAAAUAUACCUUUAAAAAAUCUGUCGAUAGCUUGACCCAGGCAAAAGAGGAGGCUGAACGAAGAAGGUUGGAAGUGUGUCAAAGAAUAGAAUCUAAGAGAGUUGAGCUUGAAGAGUUAGAAGCUGAAAAUAUGAAAAUGAAAAACAAGUAUACAGAAAAUAAGGAGAAUCUUCUUUCCGUAUCUAGAUCUGAAAGUGAGAAGAUCAAAAUAUUAGAUCAAUUUACUUCCUCCCUUAGAAAGGAAGUAUCAGAAUCAUCUGCAGUCCUGGAAAGAGCUAAAGGUCUACGAGAAGAAGAAAUGGACCUCAAGGCUUUCAGUAAUGUGGUAAACAUGUUUAACGCAGAGGUUUUGUCACUUCUCUCCAAAGAACAAAGCGGUGAUACUGGCGAAGUUUCUAAAGAAAUGAAAUCGCUAGUUCAAAACGCUCUCCUUGUGAAUGCAUCUGAAGAUUUAACUGAAGACGCUAAUAACGAACAAGAUCUCGCUGACCUCAAAAAACAAGAAUUUGAGCGAUUAAACCUAUUCUCAAAUAUGGUGAGUGAUCUAGAGCAAGCAAUAGGCUCACUCGUAAAGGAGCGAACCGAGUGCGAUCAAGAAAUAGAUCGAUGUAUUACUGAGUUACAAGAGUUAGAGGAAUCACUUUUAAAGAACAAAGAAACAGCAGAAAAGCAGAUAGCAGACCAAUUAAAACCGUAUUCGGGAGACGAUCUAAAACAAAGAGAGGAAGUGUUUGCACGAUGUGAAAUGUUUGUGACCUCACUCAAUCAAAUCAAAGAUGUUGUAGACAAAAUUUCAAGAAAAUGCAGUUGUGAAAGUGUGAAUAAUUUCUUAGAAGCGUGUAAUAAUGUUGAAUCACAGCUGAGACAAAUACUUCAGAGGAAAAACGAAAAAUCUAACCUGUUAAGAGAAUGCUUAGAGAGGGUGGAAUCAUUGCAGCAUAGUAAAAAGAUCUGUGAAGAGAAGAUGGAGAAGUUAUUGACACAACAUCGAAAGCAACAAAACGAAAAAGCCAAGAAGCAAGUGCAAAUAGAAUCUAGGAGAGCAGAGCUAGAACAAUUGAUUGCUUCAUUGGAAGAAGAAAGAAAAAACAAAGUGGUGGAAGUAGACUCCGUCUGCAAACCAAUAGAUGUGUCAAUUACCAAACUAGAGCAAGAAAUACAUGAGCUAACACUUGUCGCACAAUCUCAAAAGAAAGCACUCAACUCUUUGAAACGCGAAUUAGAGGAGGUUGAGGCAGUUUUCACAGGAAAAGUAUCACAAAUUCGAGCUCAACGACAGCAUUUAAAACAUAGAUUAGAUCUCAAACUCCAAGCAGUUGAAAAUGUAAAAAAGAGUGGAGCUGAAAUCAUCAUGAGAUCUAUUAAGCCUUCAAAAUCUAAAGAAAACAAGCUAAAUAAUUCGACGUCUUGCUCGUAUUACAACAUGUAUAUGAAGAAAAAAGAUCCAAACAUUUUCAAUGACACUCCCAUUGAAGAUGAAAUAUUUAGAGCGCUCGAAGAGGAGUCUAAAGAACAUGAGCAACAAACAACGAAUGAAGUUUUGAGCACAGAAGAACAUCUUUUGAAUAAUCAUGACAGCUGUGAAGAUCCUGUGAAAGAAGAUCAUCAUUACAGUUCAGAAGUGAAAUAUUUGUCGUCCAACGUUGAUACCACUGCCACUGAUGAAGAAACGAUUCAAUCCCAACCCACCACUCCUUCGACAUUCAAAUCGUCAACAUUACCCUUACCAACCGUUUAUCCAUCCAGUUUACCAAAAACUACACAUGUCAAACAACAAGAUUUGUUUGUGACAAAACGAUCCUCCUUCAAGCUAUUUGGACCAAAUUCUAAAGCGCUAGGUAGAGACGAUAUACAAUUUAUUUUGGAAAAGUUUCAGUUCAUGUGCAAUGGUAGCUUGCUACACAAGAAAAAGAGUAACAAUGAAUUUGUGCUUAGACACGUUUGUCUGUCUCAAGAAUUUACUCGGCUAUUGAUAAGAGAUAACAAGAAGAAGGUUCCAGAGUCGUUCAUCAAAGUAGAGCAUAUUCAAAGUGUCGUUGGAAAUAAGGACCAACAUGUGAAAAACUUGGAUGGUGCAUUUACCUUUGUGAUGAAAACAGAUACUAAAAAACAUGAAUUUUUGACGUUUGAUGAACUGGAUGCCAUGAACUGGAUUGAGGGUUUGAACUUGCUAAUUGAUAACAAACAGAACUUGUUUUCAUUGAAGUACAACAUUAGAGAUUUGUUCAACAACAAUUAA
This is a messenger RNA of Naegleria lovaniensis, 3471 nucleotides long. RefSeq lists its product as uncharacterized. The record is from RefSeq and is a predicted model, not a curated record. The transcript is spliced from 2 exons. The coding region runs from base 1 to 3471 and encodes 1156 amino acids. Lineage: Eukaryota; Heterolobosea; Eutetramitea; Acrasida; Naegleriidae.